This is a messenger RNA of Amaranthus tricolor (Joseph's coat), 1445 nucleotides long. Its product is annotated as probable receptor-like serine/threonine-protein kinase At5g57670. The record is from RefSeq and is a predicted model, not a curated record. The coding region runs from base 172 to 1014 and encodes 280 amino acids. NCBI's taxonomy places the organism in Eukaryota, Viridiplantae, Streptophyta, Magnoliopsida, Caryophyllales, Amaranthaceae. Gene Ontology annotation, biological process: protein phosphorylation. Gene Ontology annotation, molecular function: ATP binding; protein kinase activity. The transcript has 5 exons.
UCAAUUUACUCCCUUUCAUCUUUCUCUCUCUACCUCAACCAAAAUAAAUAAUUUUUUUUUAAAAAAAAAGAAAACCCAGAAACAAUCAGACAUUCAUUUGACUGCUGUUCUUCAAAUCAAUGCUGUCCCCUUAAAUCCUUACAUUUGUUAGAUUAUAACAUAAAAUACAAUAUGAAGUACAUUCGAUCUGCAAGCUUGAAGCGUUUAUUCUCAAUACGACGUCGUUCUACAGCUUCUUCUUCUGAAGAAACCCAGUUUUCUGAUCAUGAUUUUCUUAUGAAACCCACUUGGAAAUGUUUUUCCUUUGAUGAAAUCUUUAUUGCUACUAAUGGCUUCUCCUCAGAUAAUUUGGUGGGAAAAGGAGGGUACUCAGAGGUAUACAAGGGAGAAUUAGAAAAUGGGGAAAUGGUAGCAGUAAAGAAGCUAACAAAAGGCAACAAUGAGGAAAAGAGAGAAAGAGAAUUCUUGACAGAAUUAGGGACAAUUGGACAUGCUUGUCAUCCUAAUGUUUCUUCUCUACUUGGAUGUUGCAUUGAUAAUGAUCUUUAUCUUCUCUUCCCCUUUUCUCCUAGGGGCUCUACUAGGGUUGAUUUUGGAUUAGAUCAUAGUAUUCCUCCAAUGGAAUGGGAAGUGAGGCACAAGAUAGCAAUAGGUACAGCAAAAGGAUUGCAUUACCUGCACAAAGUUUGUCCAAGAAGGAUAAUUCAUAGAGACAUCAAGGCCACCAAUAUUUUAUUAACUCAGGAUUUUGAGCCACAGAUUUCUGAUUUUGGCCUUGCAAAAUGGUUGCCAACCCAGUGGAGUCAUCAUUCAAUUGCUCCCAUUGAAGGAACUGUUGGAUAUUUGGCUCCAGAAUAUUUCUCCCAUGGGAUUGUUGAUGAGAAAACGGAUGUAUUCGCAUUUGGAGUGUUUAUAUUAGAGCUUAUCUCUGGUAGAAAACCAGUUGAUGCAUCUCAUCAAAGUUUACGUAAUUGGGUACGAACCAAUUUUUUUUUUUUUUUUUUUAGAUUUUAAAAUAUAAGACUUUAAAAAGUAAAACCCUAAAGUAAAUUUAACGAGGUUGCCGCUUAGUGUUAAUAAAUUUAGGCUAUUAGGAUUUAAUUAUAUUGCAAAAAUAAUUUAGUUAUGUGGGUAGAUGUUAGUGGUUUAUGCAGCUUGUGAGUAGCUAUAACUAUAUAAUUUUUAAAUAGAAACAAUUUAAAAAUAAAUAGAAAGUAUUAUAUAUAUAUAUAUAUAUAUAUAGCAUAUACUACAAAUUUACAAUAUGUUAAAUUAGGCUGGACUUAUUGUGAAUGUCAGCAUAUUAACGGAGGACACAAGUGCACACACUUCAUAAGCUAAGGAGAUAUAUACCAUCCCAAAACCAUAUGGCAACGGGAAGAAGGUCUUUAAUAGCUUAUAAAGCGUGCAGACCAUUUUCAAUUUAUCGAUGUGGGAGAACUCAU